This is a messenger RNA of Tachysurus fulvidraco (yellow catfish), 1523 nucleotides long. RefSeq names its product leucine rich repeat containing 57 (gene lrrc57). The record is from RefSeq and is a predicted model, not a curated record. The coding region runs from base 232 to 948 and encodes 238 amino acids. The transcript has 6 exons. NCBI's taxonomy places the organism in Eukaryota, Metazoa, Chordata, Actinopteri, Siluriformes, Bagridae. Gene Ontology annotation, molecular function: protein binding.
AAAAUAAGCCACACAGUUCAGGUCUGUGUUAACUAGUUAGCUUCGUACAAACCUUCCGCACACUAGCGCUGUUAUUCCGAAUCUUUCCCUGAAUUCUGACACAUUGUCAGUUCUGCUUGUAAGUGAAUUUAGUGUUUAGUGAAUUUGUUCACACAGUUUGUUAUUAGCUUUUAGCUACUGUUAGAGUUUAGCUGGCUAACUAGCUAGCAAGAAUAAAGAAAGACAGUGUAAAUGGGGAACAGUGCUCUCAAAGCUCAUCUGGAGACCUCACAAAAAACUGGAGUGUUUCAGUUAACGGGCAAAAACCUGCAGGAGUUUCCUGAGGACUUACAGAAGCUCACUGGGAAUCUGCGCACUGUCGACUUGUCCAACAACAGGAUCGACUCGCUGCCCGUGUUUAUAGGAAACUUCCAGCAGCUAAAGAGUCUGACCAUCAGCAACAACCGCCUGACCUGUCUCCCUGAUGAGAUGGGGAAACUGAGGAAGUUGGAGACAUUAGUGUUGAACGGUAAUCAGCUGUCUCAGCUCCCCGCCUCGUUCUCUCAGCUCAAAGCUCUGCGCACACUCAGUCUCUCAGCCAAUCAGUUCAGAGAAUUUCCCGGCAGCCUCGGAUCCCUGCGUCAUCUCGACGUCCUCGACCUGUCCAGAAACCGCAUCCAGGCCGUUCCUGCUGAGGUGUCGGAGCUGCAGGCCAUCGAGAUCAACCUCAACCAGAACCAGAUCUCCGCUCUGUCUCCGGAGGUUUCUCGCUGUCCGAGACUGAAGGUGCUCAGGUUGGAGGAGAACUGUCUGGAACUUUCCUCCAUCCCCUCCUCCAUCCUCACACACUCCAAUGUGGCUCUGCUCUCCGUCGAGGGAAACCUGUUCGAGGUGAAGAAGCUGCGUGACCUCGAUGGAUAUGACCAGUACAUGGAGCGUUUCACAGCGACGAAGAAGAAAUUUGCAUGAGGGACAAAAACCCAAAACAAAACGGUAAUGAAGAACACGAGAGAAAGGAGGAGAAAUGUGUCAUUGUUGACUACAGAGCUGCGCUCCAGCUGCAGGGAAAACGUCCCAGCAGAAUGAGAAAUAAAUGUGUGAUGGGUUUCAUCACACCUCAGUAUUUAAUCACAAGAUUCCGUUAGGAAUAAAACACACAGUGUAAAGAGAGUGGGUUAAAAUCAGCUAAUACACUACAUCACACACACACACACGUGCACGAGGCUUUACAAACUUACAUAAUGCUCAUUCACUUACUUUCAUUUAUAAUUUACAGAAUUAUGAAUAUUAAUUUUAAUGUAUGUGUACAUUAAUAUUAGUCACUUCACUGAUCCUCAGAUUCUUACAUGUAUGAUUUCCAUAUUCUCUCUCUGUCUGUCUGUCUGUCUGUCUGUCUGUCUUUUUGUACGUCAUGAAGAGGAAUGUCCUGUAAUCCUGUGAGCGAGAGCAUGAACAUGUCAUGAAAAUGAAGGUGCAGUCUGAACAGUAACGUGCUCACGUGUGACAGAUAUUAUAUAAAUAUAAUAAAUACAGAUGUAAUGAUA